This is a messenger RNA of Drosophila mauritiana, 2190 nucleotides long. Its product is annotated as peroxidase. The coding region runs from base 28 to 1977 and encodes 649 amino acids. The transcript has 5 exons. The record is from RefSeq and is a predicted model, not a curated record. Lineage: Eukaryota; Metazoa; Arthropoda; Insecta; Diptera; Drosophilidae. Gene Ontology annotation, biological process: response to oxidative stress. Gene Ontology annotation, molecular function: peroxidase activity; heme binding.
AUUGUGCUUUGUGGUGUCGUCGGUGCUAUGAGAGUGUUUUUGGUGGUUUUGAGUGUGCUGUCUGUGGCGGUGGCCACCAAGUGCCCGUAUUCGUCAAUGGAACCCUCCUUGUCCAGGUCCAAACGGAGUUCUUUUGACAUUCGCCCAGGAGUCAGUGACGGAAGUUUGGAUGCCUUGAUUACAGAACUUAUGCCCAAAUACAAUGGCAACAAUGUUCACAAUAGUUGGGCCGAGCCUUCUGCCUCCCAACAACCUUUAAGAUGUGGAGUUCCGCCUCGCAACUGCUUGAAUGAUACUCGAAAUCUGCACUACCGAACCUUGGAUGGAUCCUGCAACAAUCUGUUGUAUCCCGAGUUUGGAAUUGCCGUUUCGCGUUAUCGUAGGCUUUUGCCUCCUCGCCAAGUGGAACAGGCUCCGAAUGCCCGUUUGAUCUCCUUGUCGCUGUACGGCGAGCAGACUAGGAACGACAGGUUCCGCACCAUGGCGGCCAUGCAAUUUGGCCAGUUUGUUGCCCACGACAUCAGCCAAUUGAGCACACAGGGCGCUCCUCAAGAUUGCUGUGCCGAGCCGCGUCAUCCUCGCUGUCUCCCAAUCAACCUGCCCCGUGGUGGUCCCAUCGCCUACCAUACGGGCAAGACCUGUCUGCACUUUGCCCGCAGUGUGUCGGAUGCGGAUGCCAUAUGCCCAAAGGUUGAGGAACCCCAACCCGAGAAGCUAACGGUGGCAACUGCUUACCUGGAUCUCUCCUCCAUCUACGGCAACAAUCCCUCCCAAAACAGAAAGGUCCGCCUGUUCAAGGGCGGACUUCUGAAGACCAGCUACACGAACGGACAACACUGGCUACCGGUGAGCCAGAAUGAGAAUGGCGAGUGCGGUGCCAAGAGUGAGUGCUACAUCGUACCGGACACUCGGAAUCGUUUCACGCCCACCAUCGCCCUGCUGCAGACUCUGUUGGUCCGAGAGCACAAUCGUCUGGCCGAAAAUCUAGCGCUGAUUAAUCCCGAUCAUAGUGACGAGCGCAUCUUCCAGGAGGCACGCAAGAUCAACAUUGCGCAGUUCCAGAAGAUCACAUACUAUGACUGGCUUCCACUGUUCGUUGGUCGCACCUAUACCUACUUGAACGGUCUGAUUUAUCCAGUGGAGCCCACCGAGUACGUCAACGACUACGACGAGACGGUUAAUCCUGCUGCCUACGCGGAGUUUUCUGCUGCCGCCUUUAGAUACGCCCACACUCAAAUUCCCGGAUGGUUCUCAUUGGUUGCCCCCAAUCGGAGAUCUAAUCAGACCAUGCGCCUGAGUGACUACCUCGACCGAACAGAGACUAUUCGUUUACUGGACACAUCCGACAACUUCGAUGCCCUGCUGAGAGGCUUGGCUACCCAGUUGCACAAGCGAUCGGAUGGGAACAUUGAUCGGGAGAUCAAGCACUACUUCAACCGCAAGGAGUUCGAGGAGUACGGUUCGGAUCUUAAGGCUAUAGAUAUUCAGAGGGCACGAGACUUCGGAUUGGCUUCCUACAAUGAUGUGCGAGAGUUUUGUGGUCUGCGACGAGCUGUCGAUUGGGCUGAUUUCGCUCAUGAAAUUCCCGGAGAGAAAAUAUCGCUGUUGCGCCGACUGUACGCCACUCCGGAUGACGUGGAACUUGGUGUAGGCGGUACCCUGGAGUACCAUGUACCAGAUGCUCUAUUUGGACCAACUUUGUUGUGUGUGAUUGGGAAACAGUUCCUCAACACGCGACGUGGCGAUAGAUUCUUCUUUGAGCGGGAGAACGAGGGAGGUUUUUCGCGCGCUCAAUUGGCCGAGAUCCGGAAAGUGAGCCUGGCCAGCUUGUUCUGCAGCAAUGCCAACUACCUGCAUUUAAUCCAGCCAAACGUAUUUGUAUUCCCGAAUUCACAUAAUCUACUACUGAACUGCAAUUUUAUUCCGCAAAUCGAUCUAAGCAAAUGGCAGGAUCUCAGGCCUCAGCUUGUUCACUAGUGUUUUCAUUAGCAAAUGUAUCUGAAACUAAUUGGACUGCUCAAUUUGUUCUUUAAGAUGCAAACAUUCUUGUUUAGUUACAUUUUUAUCAUAUUUUGCAUUUAUUAAUUUACACAAUGCAACAAAGAAAUUGAAUUUGUUUUUUAGCAUGUGACUGCAGUUAAAAAAGAUGUGACACCAUUAAAAAUAUUUAUUUGAUUUUUACGAAUAAGU